Messenger RNA from Echinops telfairi (small Madagascar hedgehog), 3652 nucleotides. It is a transcript of the gene NDST1, whose product is annotated as N-deacetylase and N-sulfotransferase 1. The coding region runs from base 82 to 2730 and encodes 882 amino acids. Gene Ontology annotation, cellular component: Golgi apparatus. Lineage: Eukaryota; Metazoa; Chordata; Mammalia; Afrosoricida; Tenrecidae. The transcript is spliced from 14 exons. The record is from RefSeq and is a predicted model, not a curated record. Gene Ontology annotation, molecular function: heparan sulfate N-sulfotransferase activity; deacetylase activity.
CUCAUCUGUCGCGUCUCUUGCGCGUGGCCGUGGGGCGACCAGGGCCGGCCUGGCGUCUAGCGGCCGAGUCGCGGGACCAGGAUGCCCACCGCGCCGCGCCUGCGGCGGCUGUGUCGGCACGUGUCCCCGCAGGCCGUGCUCUUCCUGCUGUUCCUCUUCUGCCUGCUCAGCGUUUUCGUCUCCGCCUACUACCUGUAUGGCUGGAAGCGGGGCCUGGAGCCCUCGGCGGAGGCGCCCGAGCCCGACUGCGGGGACCCACCGCCCGUGGCCCCCAGCCGCCUGUUGCCGCUGAAGCCCGUGCAGGCGGUCGCCCCUUCCCGAACCGACCCGCUGGUGCUGGUGUUCGUGGAGAGCCUCUACUCGCAGCUGGGCCAGGAGGUGGUGGCCAUCCUGGAGUCCAGCCGCUUCAAGUACCGCACAGAGAUCGCGCCGGGCAAAGGUGACAUGCCCACGCUCACCGACAAGGGCCGCGGCCGCUUCGCCCUCAUCAUCUACGAGAACAUCCUCAAGUAUGUCAACCUGGACGCCUGGAACCGGGAGCUGCUCGACAAGUACUGUGUGGCGUACGGUGUGGGCAUCAUCGGCUUCUUCAAGGCCAAUGAGAACAGCCUGCUGAGCGCACAACUUAAAGGCUUCCCACUGUUCCUGCACUCGAACCUGGGCUUAAAGGACUGCAGCAUCAACCCCAAGUCCCCACUGCUGUACGUGACGCGGCCCAGCGAGGUGGAGAAGGGCGUGCUGCCCGGCGAGGACUGGACUGUGUUCCAGUCCAACCACUCCACCUACGAGCCGGUGCUGCUGGCCAAGACGCGCUCGUCCGAGUCCAUCCCACACCUGGGCGCGGACGCCGCGCUGCACGCUGCACUGCACGCCACCGUGGUGCAGGACCUGGGCCUGCAUGACGGCAUCCAGCGGGUGCUGUUCGGCAACAACCUUGGCUUCUGGCUGCACAAGCUGGUCUUCGUGGACGCUGUGGCCUUCCUCACGGGCAAGCGUCUCUCACUGCCGCUGGACCGCUACAUCCUGGUGGACAUCGACGACAUCUUCGUGGGCAAGGAGGGCACACGCAUGCAGGUGGACGACGUGAAGGCCCUGUUUGACACACAGAAUGAACUUCGCACACACAUCCCAAACUUCACCUUCAACCUGGGCUACUCAGGGAAAUUCUUCCACACAGGUACCGACGCCGAGGACGCAGGGGACGACCUGCUGCUGUCCUACGUGAAGGAGUUCUGGUGGUUCCCCCACAUGUGGAGUCACAUGCAGCCCCACCUGUUCCACAACCAGUCCGUGCUGGCCGAGCAGAUGGCCCUGAACAAGAAGUUCGCUGUCGAGCACGGCAUUCCUACAGACAUGGGGUACGCCGUGGCCCCCCACCACUCAGGCGUGUACCCCGUGCACGUACAACUGUACGAGGCCUGGAAACAGGUGUGGAGCAUCCGCGUGACCAGCACGGAGGAGUACCCUCACCUGAAGCCGGCCCGCUACCGCCGCGGCUUCAUCCACAACGGCAUCAUGGUCCUCCCUCGGCAGACGUGCGGCCUCUUCACACACACCAUCUUCUACAACGAGUACCCCGGUGGCUCCAACGAGCUGGACAAGAUCAUCAACGGGGGGGAGCUCUUCCUCACCGUGCUCCUCAAUCCUAUCAGCAUCUUUAUGACGCACUUGUCCAACUACGGGAAUGACCGCCUGGGCCUGUACACCUUCAAACACCUGGUGCGCUUCCUGCACUCCUGGACCAACCUGCGCCUGCAGACACUGCCCCCUGUGCAGCUGGCUCAGAAGUAUUUCCAGAUCUUCUCCGAGGAGAAGGACCCGCUCUGGCAGGACCCCUGCGAGGACAAGCGCCACAAAGACAUCUGGUCCAAGGAGAAGACGUGUGACCGCUUCCCCAAGCUGCUCAUCAUCGGGCCUCAGAAAACAGGCACCACUGCCCUCUACCAGUUCCUGAGCAUGCACCCAGACCUGAGCAGCAAUUAUCCCAGCUCCGAGACCUUUGAGGAGAUCCAGUUUUUCAAUGGCCACAACUAUCACAAAGGCAUUGACUGGUACAUGGAGUUCUUCCCCAUCCCCUCCAACACCACCUCCGACUUCUACUUUGAGAAAAGUGCCAACUACUUUGACUCGGAAGUGGGGCCCGAACGGGCCGCUGCCCUGCUGCCCAAGGCCAAGAUCCUGACCAUCCUCAUCAACCCGGCCGACCGGGCCUACUCCUGGUACCAGCACCAGCGCGCCCACGAUGACCCCGUGGCCCUGAAGUACACCUUCCAUGAAGUCAUCACCGCAAAGUCUGAUGCGUCCCCAAAGCUGCAUGCCCUCCAGAACCGCUGUCUGGUGCCUGGCUGGUAUGCCACCCACAUCGAGCGCUGGCUCGGCGCCUUUCAUGCCAACCAGAUCCUGGUGAUGGACGGCAAACUGCUUCGGACAGAGCCUGCCAAAGUCAUGGACACCGUGCAGAAGUUCCUCGGGGUGGCCAACACCAUCGACUACCACAAAACCCUGGCGUUUGAUCCAAAGAAAGGGUUUUGGUGCCAACUGCUGGAAGGAGGAAAGACCAAGUGUCUGGGCAAAAGCAAGGGCCGGAAGUACCCAGAGAUGGACUUGGACUCCCGAGCCUUCCUGAAGGAGUAUUACCGGGACCACAACAUUGAGCUCUCCAAGCUGCUGUACAAGAUGGGCCAGACGCUGCCCACCUGGCUGCGGGAGGACCUCCAGAACAGCAGGUAGCCGCGGCCACCACCACUAGACUGAACACUUGCGACGGCGGGGACAUCCUGCCUCACGCUGAGCCAGACUGACCUGCCGUGGGAGCGGGGCCGAGGCCAGCCAAGCACUUAGGAGCAAUACUCUGCCGAGGCCACACAGCACCCAGAGAAGAGCCCAGGCGGGCCGCCCGCGUGGGGCUCCGAGCAUCCGCUGCUGGGCUGCGGUCUGUGGACCUCCCCAAACACCAGAGGUCAAUUCCGUUCACAGGUUCUCUGUGGAGAGACCGCUUCCUGGUAGGAGGGAUUCUGAGACUCUGGUCUUGUCCCCUCACUGUGUCCUCCCCACCUUGUCCAUCUCCUCCAUCCCACCACCCACCUCAGCAGGGUGUCCCCGCCACAUCCCCUGUCCUCCACACAGGAGGGGAGAAGAGCCCAGCAGGGUCUUUGCCAAGCCAGGGGGAGGGGCCGGACGCCCCCGCCUGCUCAGAGGCUCAGCUGUCCGUCACACCAGGUCCCCUGGAGCGGGCUCUGGACUCCCACACGUGUUCUGGUUGGAACCUGUCACCGCUCAGCUCCCCUUGUCAGGGUUAGGAUCUCUGGUUCCUGCCAUAUGCACCCGGUCCUCAAGGUCUCCCUCGGGCCCUGGGGCCCUGCCAUGCCGUUGGACCCCGGAGAGAGACUGAGGCCCCAGCCCACUCCCUUUCUGCACCCUGGGCUCUGACGCGCUUGGUGUUUCCUGUGGUAAAGACUGGGGUGGUGCAGGGCCGGCCAGGACACACGUUCCCGUGUACAUGCAGGGUCCUGUGCCCGCCAGCCUCAGUCCCCGGCAGACCCUGGGCAAAACUGGCUAGACUGCCGCCCACUGCGCCGCCCGAGCUUCCUGUGGCGAGGGUGCCCAGAGACCCCGUUAACCUCCCAGAUACUAAGAAGCUAAAGUAUUUUAA